Messenger RNA from Myodes glareolus (Bank vole), 1378 nucleotides. The record is from RefSeq and is a predicted model, not a curated record. Lineage: Eukaryota; Metazoa; Chordata; Mammalia; Rodentia; Cricetidae.
GUCCGCACGUGGUUGCCGGUUCUUUGGCUGCUUCUGUAGUGAAGCUACUUUGUGCGGCUGCCCCAAAGGAAAGAACCCGAACGCCGCAGCGGGAGCCAUGGAGAGCCAGAGCGUGGAGGAGCUGCUGGCUAAGGCGGAGCGGGAGGAGGCGGAGAAGCUGCAGCGCAUCACGGUGCACAAGGACCUGGAGCUGGAGUUCGACCUCGGCAACCUGCUGGCUUCGGACCGCAACCCCCCGACGGUGCUGCGCCAGGCCGGGCCUUCGCCGGAGGCCGAACUGCGGGCCCUGGCGCGGGACAACACGCAGCUGCUCAUCAACCAGCUGUGGCAGCUGCCGACCGAGCGCGUGGAGGAGGCGGUGGUCGCGCGCUUGCCCGAGCCGCUCAACGAGCUGAACCGACUGCGGAACCUGGCCCGAGCGCACAAGAUGCAGAUGCCCAGCUCAGCCGGCCUGCACCCGACGGGACACCAGAGCAAGGAGGAGCUGGGCCGCGCCAUGCAAGUGGCCAAGGUCUCCACCGCUUCGGUGGGGCGCUUCCAGGAGCGCCUCCCCAAGGAGAAGGCUCCCCGGGGCACCGGCAAGAAGAGGAAGUUUCAGCCCCUCUUUGGGGACUUUGCAGCCGAGAGAAAGAGCCAGUUGGAGCUCCUCCGGGUCAUGAACAGCAAGAAGCCUCAGCUGGAUGUGACGAGGGCCACCAACAAGCAGAUGAGGGAAGAGGACCAAGAAGAGGCUGCCAAGAGGAGGAAAAUGGGCCAGAAGGGCAGGAGAAAGGGGGGCCGGCAGGGACCCUCGGGCAAGAAAAACGGCGGACCGCCGGGCCCGGGAGAGAAGAGGAAAGGCGGCCUGGGAGGCCGGAAGCCUUCCAGGCCUCCUGCUUUCGGUGGCAAGAAGAAAGGCGCGCCGCAUCAAGGUGGGAAGAGGAAGAAGUAGUAGGCUCCCCACUGGACCUGCUGUGCCAAACUAGGACUGUCUACACUAAGGGUGAAGUUGUGCACGCUGCAGGCCGGUGCAGGCGGUGCCCCUGCCCUCAUUGAGAUUGAAGGGGCGGGUUUGCCUCCCCUCAGGGGAGUCAGUGCUGGACUAGGAAUGAAUGCUUUUCCCACAACGGAGACACUGGCUGGAAAUGAAGGGCCUGUUAUGAGAACAGGAGAAUUAGUGAAAUGAUGUGGAGUAAGUUAACAACCUGCUUUUUAUCUUGACUUUGGAUACUAGAUAAGAGUUGAUCAGAUUUCUGGGGCAUAGUAGAUUGGUUCCAACAUUUUUGUAUUAUUUUUGUAACAAAGCUUGUAUAUUUACCAAAGCAAGGAGAGUGGGGGAGCCGAGUCUACCGGUGGUCUGCAAGUGUUGUAAAGGUUACUUAAUAAAAGUAUGUCGCUA